AUGGGUUCUGGAUAUUGGUUUAAGGCAUUAAUCGGCUUAAAGAAAUCCAAGGAUGGCAGUUCAAAACGAUUGAAGGGACCUUCAGUUAAUGGAAAAUCAAAUUCCAUAAAAUUGAAAAAGUCUAGUUUUGCAAAUGGUAAAAAUCUUGGAUUGCCAGAUGAGGAAAUAGCUGCAAUUCGAAUUCAGACUGCUUUCCGUGCAUAUGUGGCUAGGAAAGCUUUACGCCGCUUGAAAGGGAUUGUUCGAUUGCAAAUACUGACCCAAGCUUAUCCUGUUACAAAGCAAGCCACAACUACAUUGAGCUAUCUUCAUUCAUGGAGCAGAAUACAGGAUGAGAUUAGAGCUCGUCGACUCUAUAUGGUAACGGAAGGACGGAUCAAACAGAAGAAAUUAGAGAAUCAACAUAAACUUGAGGCGAAGCUUCAUGACAUAGAGGCAGAAUGGUGUGGUGGAUCUGAAACAAUGGAUGAAAUUCUUGCAAGGAUAUAUCAAAGAGAAGAAGCAGCAGUUAAGCGUGAGCGGGCUAUGGCAUAUGCCUUUUCUCAUCAGUGGAGGGCCAACUGUAGUCAGAGCCAAGGAUUGGGUAAUUAUGAACUUGGCAAAGCUAAUUGGGGUUGGAGCUGGAAAGAACGAUGGAUUGCUGCUCGUCCAUGGGAAAGCCGUGUGCAGUCACCUAGCCCAAAGAAAGUACCGAGUAAGCAAGCUAGCAAGGUUGGUAAAAACACAAAUUCACCAACGCCAAAAACUCCAGUUUCAGUCAAGCCCCCUUCAUCAAAUGGUAAGGGAACUACAAGGGCUCGGAGAUUGUCUUACACAGCAGAUGAAGUAAAACCGGUUGCACGUGCAGAGGGCAUUAAAACUGAAGAGAGGAACACUCAGAAAUAA
Messenger RNA from Prunus armeniaca (apricot), 885 nucleotides. Lineage: Eukaryota; Viridiplantae; Streptophyta; Magnoliopsida; Rosales; Rosaceae. The record is from the annotation of a GenBank genome assembly.